Molecule: messenger RNA, 3754 nt
Organism: Belonocnema kinseyi
Lineage: Eukaryota; Metazoa; Arthropoda; Insecta; Hymenoptera; Cynipidae
Product: partitioning defective 3 homolog
Exons: 3
Coding region: 423-3629 (1068 amino acids)
Biological process (GO): intracellular protein localization; establishment of centrosome localization; establishment of cell polarity
Cellular component (GO): apical junction complex; cell cortex; apical plasma membrane
Molecular function (GO): protein binding; phosphatidylinositol binding
Source: RefSeq, a predicted model, not a curated record
AUCGAAACACGGAACAAAAACAAAAUGUCGUAGUUGAUAAUUUAUAAGUGCGUCUGUGUCGCGUAUUUUCCCACAAUUUAUAUACCAAGUUUUCAAUCUUUAUUAUCGACAGUCAUCAAACAUUCCUUACACUUAAUUUCACCCGAAAAAAAUCCCGGUCGACACCUCAGUGAAAAGUCAGUGACAGUGUUUUCGGAGUCUCAAGUGUGCUGCGUCGGUGAUUCAUUUAUGGAAUCUCGAGGCCGUGGGAGUGAAUAACAAAUAAUACGCGAUUAUCAGUUCUCAUUCCAGAAAGUGCAUUCCUAUCCGAAAUUGUAGUCUAACCCUUUAGAAAAGUUGUUCCGCGUGCCAUGCAUUCUUACCGUCCCCUGGAUUAAUUCCACUCCGGGAAGGAAGUUUUUCUUGGACAUGUCAGAGUCAGAAUGAAGGUAACCGUGUGUUUCGAUAAUGUGCGAGUGGUGGUUCCGUGUGGAGAUGGAACCCUGCUCGUCAGAGAGCUGAUGCACGAAGCGAUACUGCGUUACAAAAAAGCCACUGGCAAAAGCGACAGUGCCUUGACAAUCAGCAGUCUCUCCUCGCUAACGGGCGGCGGUCUUCUCGAUCCCGACGACAGGUUAUGCGACGUAGCGGACGACCGGGAACAGAUCGUCGCGCAUUUCCUCUACGAUGUGUUGCACGCCGGAGAUGGUGCCUCCUCCGUCGGGACGAACAGUCCCGACUUUCCCGCUGACAAGGAUCAUCGCUUCUGCCUCGAUCAAAAUAUCAAGCGCGAAACAAAGAGGUUAUCAAUGCACGUACUUUCGACGAGAGAGCCCUGUCUCACGACAUACACCCAGUCCCUACCUCGAGAAUCGCGUCGCAAAGAACCUCUCGGACAGGACGCGAAAUCUUACGAAAAUUUGCCACCCUCGAGUGAAAUUCGCGAAAUUGUGAUUAAAAAUGAAGCCGGGCCUCUCGGUCUGCAUGUAGUGCCGUGUUACGACUUAUCCGGGAAUGAUCAAGGUCUUCGAGUCGAGGUGAUUGAACCAAAUGGCAGGAUAGCGAAGGACGGGCAAAUUGAGCUGCACGACAAUAUUAUCAAGAUCAAUGGACACAAUCUUCUGCGUAUGCCUUUCUCGAAAGUUCAGGAGAUAUUCCGCACCUGCAUGAACGAGCCUUCUCUGCAAAUCUCGGUUCUGAAGAAAAGUGAAAAGUGUCUGAAUAUCAGCGCGGAGAAGGAGGAUGGCAAGAGACUCCAAAAUUACAAGAUUCAGAGCGCAAACACGCGAAAGAUCGGGAAAAUGAUUGAGAUCGAGUUGACCAAGGGCGGCAACGGACUCGGAUUUAGCGUCACGACCCGGGACAAUCCUGCAGGUGGUCACUGUCCGAUUUACAUAAAGAAUAUUUUGCCGAAAGGCGCAGCCGUCGAGGAUGGAAGACUGAAGCCUGGCGAUCGUUUAUUGGAAGUCAAUAAAAUGGAAAUGACCGGGAAAAGUCAGGACGAGGUUGUCGCCUUACUGAGAAGUAUCUCGCCCGGCGGGAGAGUCAAGUUGUUAGUUUCGCGACAGGAGGAGGUUGGCGAGCAAAUUGUCGUCGCCGAGGACAACACUCGCAACUGGAAGCGAUCGCCGAAAAAAAGUGACGAGGAUAAAUUCAGUUUCAAGGCCGUUCAUGUGUCAGAGUCGCGGAAAAAUCGGAUGGUUCUCACUCUCGACAUUCCUGUGCACGAUUCGGAAAAAGCCGGACUCGGUGUGAGUGUCAAGGGGAAGACGAGUAGCAGUGACGACAAUAAUGUGGAUUUAGGUAUAUUUAUUAAAAGUGUUUUGCACGGGGGUGCCGCCUCUCGCGACGGUCGUUUACGAAACAAUGAUCAACUGCUCAAUGUGAAUGGAGUGUCCCUCCUCGGUCUCUCGAAUUCCGACGCGAUGGAAACUCUGAGACGUGCUAUGCUCAAUACAAAUAGUCCAAUCACUGGUGUUAUUACUCUAACGAUAGCAAGACGAGUCUCCUACGAGGACAAGAGUUACCUGGACAAACCCUGCAAGCUCGAGUCCGCAAACAGCUACCUCGACUCGAAAAUCGAGAGGGUGAAGGACGCGAGUCAGGAUCUGGAGAAGGGUUCACUCCCAUCGCCCUGGAAUCCAGUUAUCGACAGAUUGACUGAACAGUACAAUAAAAAUAGUUUGCGCAACGAGAGCUACUGCAUCGCGACGAACAAGGCUUGGAUUGACUCGACGAGCAGUCUCAACAGGAAGUUGUCGUCGGGACAUAACCUGGAAUCAGUAUUAUUGGAGGAUGAGGUGAAGACUUCGGAGGACAAGGAGAGUCAGUAUUCCGGCGAUCCCACCUAUGACAGCCAACUCUCCCUCGAGGAGUUCAACUCCUCGAACAAGUUUUCGCGGGACGCUCUUGGUCGGCAGAGCAUGUCCGAGAAGAGGCAUGCUGCUCUCGAUGCCAAAAAUACCGACACCUACAAAAGGAAUAAAAAGUUGCGCGAGACUCGGGAAAAGAGUGGGGAGAGCAAUUCCGAGGUGGAAGCUGGCAAACGAUACAAGGAAUUGUACAAGGAAGUGAACAAAGUCAAGGUCGGCGAGAGUUCUUCAUUUGAUAGUGAUAGGAAGUAUGAUAAAGUGGAGCAACCCGAGUACCUGUACACCAUUCCAGGAUGUAAUAAUAAGAUUUCGCCGCGAAAGCACUGGCUUGUGGACGAUGUCCAGGGCGAUAUUGCGAAUACGGACAAUUUCCAGGAGGAGAGGGAAUCGAAGAGCUUUUCCAACAGUCGGGGCGACGUGAAACAGGCGUCUUUGAAUUCGGCUUUGGAUGACAGAUACAAGAGGUCGCGGAAAAAGGGAGGAAUUCGUUCGAUGCUGCGUUUGGGGAAAAACCGGAAGUCUCUGAAUUUUGGCGACAAUAUAGAAAAUCGACACGAGUCUAAUAAUUAUUGCAUUUUGCAGUCGGUUCAAAACUCAGUUUCGGUUCAGCAAGUCCGAUUUCGCUCCAAGAUCAACAUACAAAAGCCAAGGCCAUUUCAUCAUGAACGCGGCAAGGUGAUGAAACUUAUCACUCCGUUUUACCCAAAUCCUGAUAAAGGCAAGGCUUUGUGGGAGGUGUGUAAAAAAACGGAGAAAAAAGCAGUGAAGGCACUGGAGGAGAAUCCUUAUCAAGUGAUUAUAGCGCGAGAAGUUCGCAACUGGUUCAACAAUUCGAAAAUGGUCGCGUUCUAUCACAAAAAUUCAAUGAACGCCGAUGACGAUUUCAAUUUCAAAGUCAACCUGAAGCGAAGCAAUAUGUAUGGAAAAGCGUAUGGAAAAUCGAUAAUGCGAUUGGCUUUGAGAGACACAGUUUACGAGCCGGUAAUUGAGCUGUUUGGAUCGCCAGGAGUCCUGGUAUUCAGUCCGGAAGUUAAUGUCGCUGCACUUAAUAAAGCUGCCAAAAAGACACCUCAAGUGAUUCUAAUGGCUGGUAUAAUUGAGGGGAAGCUGCUAAGUCGAAACGAGUUUUUGGAAUACGGAAAAAUGGAUCUUGAAUCAGCUCGAGUGGGCCUGCUUUCAGUAUUGCAACAAGGCGCUAACAACCUAAACAGACAACUGACACACCAUCAGUCGACUUUGGUGACCCGGUUACAACAAAUUGGUGAUAAAAAUGAAUAAUUGGUGCCUAAAGUUAUGAAAUUUUUAUUGAUGUAACAUAUGUAAGACUUUUAUACGAAGCUUUAAGAGAAGUGCGGCUACGGCGAGGCACAUAAAUAAGUUUAUCGACUCGAUUAGUGAGAUUA